AUGGACGAUAUCAUUCGCAUCUGCACCUACCAUCGCCGCGACUUCGACCUGGCGGUUACCAGGCUGAAUCCGCGAGUCCACGAUGCGGUUCGAGACUCCCUGGCUCGUCCGUUCAACCGCCCGGCUGUCAAAACCCUUGGCCGAAUGCAGGCUCUCCCCGUUGAGAUCCUCUUUGAAAUCUUGCUCUGCUUGGAUCUGCGGUCUCUGUUCGUGUUCCGUCAAGUCAAUCUCCGGGCUCGCCAGGUCGCCUCCGCCGUGCCUGGAUAUCAACCCCUGAUAACGCAUGCUCUCCAAGCCAUAUGCGUUAUCCUACGCACCAAGAUCGCGGCGUGGUACACAUUGAAAGACGUCUUCAGUGUGCUCUGCACCCGAGACUGUCCCCAAUGUGAUGCCUUUGGCGGGUUUGUUUUCCUCCCUUUGCUCGAGAGGUGCUGCCUUCGCUGUCUUACCUCCUCUCCCCGAUUCCGAGUCCUGCCAGCCGCAGAAAUCAAGAAGCUACUCGGCAUAUCACAGGCACAUCUACGCCAGUCGGUGCCGUUGCUGCAUACCAUUCCUGAAAUAUACUCCAUGGACGAAUCUUCCCGCAAAAGGAGAAUGUAUAUCGUGGCCGUGAAGCAAGUAUUCACUGCAUAUACGUUUCCUAGGACAUCAGCGUCAGUAGCGGCCACAGCUCCUACAAACAGAGCCCACGCUGUUCUACGGUAUAUGGCUGGCACCACUCUACCGUAUGUUAAUGUAGAAAGUGGUGAGGUUCAGCGCGGCCUCUGCUGCUCAGGUUGUCAGAUCCUAAUUGAGGGCGGCACAACCCCAAAUCCUACAGAAGAUCUCGCGAGGCGGGACUGUGUAUAUUCGAAGACUGGUUUCCUCGACCAUUUCCCACACUGCCCCGAGGCUCAAAAGCUGUGGAAGCGCAGCAAAGAAGGCAAGGUAGCCGUAAAGCUGCCAAUGUCUAUUAUCCGAGGAGGCUAUUUUAGCGAAAGAGAUGUUGUCAUGUCAUUUAGCAAGGGAAAAUAUUCCGAUCUGCAGGCAGUUAACUAA
This is a messenger RNA of Trichophyton benhamiae CBS 112371, 1038 nucleotides long. RefSeq lists its product as uncharacterized. The record is from RefSeq and is a predicted model, not a curated record. Bases 1 to 1038 code for a protein of 345 amino acids. NCBI's taxonomy places the organism in Eukaryota, Fungi, Ascomycota, Eurotiomycetes, Onygenales, Arthrodermataceae. The transcript has a single exon. Gene Ontology annotation, molecular function: protein binding.